UUUUUAAGCAGCUCAACGUCGUCAAGCCGAAGCUGUGCAGCCCACAGUUGCCGCAAAAUCCUCAGCCUCUCCCGACUGUCGCAUUCUAUCAUGGAUUCAUAGCAACAACGCGAACAAGAUGUCCGUUAUUCUAUGCACCGCGGGUUACGACCACACAAUACGAUUCUGGGAAGCUCUAUCAGGCAUCUGCUCCCGAACGAUCCAACAUCCUGAUUCGCAGGUCAACCGACUCUGCAUCUCACCAGACAAGCGCUACCUCGCUGCUGCCGGCCACCACACCGUAAAGCUUUUCGAUAUCCGAUCGACCAACCCUGCGCCACUUCUCGUCUUCGAGGGCCACACGGGCAACAUCACAGGUGUUGCAUUCCACUGCGAGGGAAAAUGGAUGGUCACGAGCUCUGAGGAUGGAACCGUCAAGAUCUGGGAGACGAGGACUGGCACAAUACAGCGCAGCUACAACCAUGGAUCCCCUGCGAAUGACGUCGUAAUUCAUCCCAACCAGGGUGAAAUCAUCAGCUGUGACCGCGCUGGCAGCAUCCGACUGUGGGAUCUGGCCGAGAAUACCUGCUCACACCAACUAAUCCCAGAGGAAGAUGUGUCUGUGACAAGUGUCACCGUGGCAACCGAUGGGACCCUUCUCUGCGCCGCAAACACUGUUGGAAAUGUCUUCGUCUGGCGACUCGAACAGCAGUAUGAGCGCACCACUCUUGUACCCCUAACCCAAUUCUCAGCACACAGCAGUCACUACAUCACCCGCAUUCUCCUCUCGCCCGACGUCAAGAAAUUGGCAACAUGCAGCGCGGAUCAUACCGCAAAGAUCUGGGAGGUCAAAGAGAUGGAACCCCAGGGUCCAGAUAGUGAACCACGACCGUUCCCUCUCGAAGCCACACUCACUGGCCACCAAAGAUGGGUUUGGGACUGUGCCUUCAGCGCCGAUAGUGCGUACCUCGUCACUGCAUGCAGCGAUCAUUACGCUCGCCUUUGGGAGCUUCACAGUCAACAAAUCAUCAGACAGUACAACGGCCACCAUCGUGGCGCCGUCUGCGUGGCCCUCAAUGACUACUCGGAGGCCAGAUAGGACGGGCCCUCGGAAGACUAUUGCAAGGACGAAUCACGCGGAGAACGCCGCAAAAGCAACUCGGGGUCAAGACAGCAAGACCAAGCUCAGAGGCGACUCCAGCACCCCAGACAGAAACAACGGACAAAGUCUGGGACGAAUUACAAGGCUGCGAGGAAAGCCAAGGAUAAGUCGGGACCUUCAUCAGCACCACCAACAGUACCAGCACCCGCGCCCGCUGGACCACUGGUGACAGUAGAGGAAGCUACAGCUCGGGUUGGUGAGCUUGUUGUCACUCCCCAGGAAUCGUUGUCACUCCCCAGGAAUCCGCUUCUCCCGACGAUGCGAGCGACGUGACCCCCAUCACCCCCAUGGAGAGCAAGAGAUCAUCAUUCGUUGAGAUUAUCGAGGGGCAGGUGAAGUGAUCAAUUGCAGGGGAGUUUUGGUAACUGAUAAUUUGGGGAUACAACGACUAUGGCUAAGAAGUAUCAGCAUAUGCAGUGAUUUUUCUUUCUUCGCAAUCCAUCAGAACACGCUCUGUAGGAAUAUGUACCAACAAUAGGGUUGAUCAGUUGCGACUGCGUUUUGCAGAGAGGGAAAGGCUGGGGGCUGCAUUUGAUGAUAGCGAUUGCGAAGAGUUUGGUGCCUACGGGGCAACCGGCAAAAUAAUUAUCUGAUUUCUGCAACUAGCAAGUAGCGACCAGUCGAAUACAUUGUAAUCCUGGGAACAUUUUGCCAAAGAUUUUGCGGC
Messenger RNA from Podospora pseudocomata, 1808 nucleotides. It is a transcript of the gene LST8, whose product is annotated as TOR complex subunit lst8. The transcript is spliced from 4 exons. The coding region runs from base 119 to 1078 and encodes 319 amino acids. Lineage: Eukaryota; Fungi; Ascomycota; Sordariomycetes; Sordariales; Podosporaceae. The record is from RefSeq and is a predicted model, not a curated record. Gene Ontology annotation, cellular component: TORC1 complex; TORC2 complex. Gene Ontology annotation, molecular function: protein binding. Gene Ontology annotation, biological process: TOR signaling; regulation of actin cytoskeleton organization.